Cylas formicarius (sweet potato weevil) is the source of this 510-nucleotide messenger RNA. Its product is annotated as transmembrane protein 80-like. Gene Ontology annotation, biological process: non-motile cilium assembly. The record is from RefSeq and is a predicted model, not a curated record. Lineage: Eukaryota; Metazoa; Arthropoda; Insecta; Coleoptera; Brentidae. The transcript has 2 exons. The coding region runs from base 63 to 491 and encodes 142 amino acids. Gene Ontology annotation, cellular component: ciliary transition zone.
UCGAAAUAUUGAUCUGCGCUAAUGUGCAACGACCCUUAAAAGUAUUGUUUAAUACAAACAAAAUGGGCAGCAACUGCAAAAUUAACACUUCCUUAACGUUCGAAGUUCUUUUGUACCUCAAUUCUUAUUACUUCGGAUUAUUCGCGAUUUGCGAAAUAGGAAUGAAUAUUGUAAAAUACAUCAACUUUAGUGACGAAUUAGGGCACUUUCCUACAGAUUUUGGUGUUUUAAUUUCGCUCUGCAUUCUAGAGAUUUUUAGGAUAAUUAUAGCAAGAAGAGGAAAUCUAACAGAAAAAAAUUUAUUAAUCAUUCUAGCGGUGUUACUUACAAUACCCUCUGUUGUUGGUGUUUUGUAUUUGAUGAUAUGGCAAAGCGAGGUGUUGCGUUUUGAGUAUAUAAUUUGUGCCAUACAGUUGGGACUAUGCUUAAUAGAGAUUGUAACCGGAAUUUUGUGUCUCUUUCCCUGUUGUAAAACACCAGAGUAUUAUUAAAAUCUUUAUCUUUAACUUG